AUGCCAACCUUGCCCUACAAUCCUGGAGAUGCUGAGUUGACCUGUGCUGCCAAAGAUCCCUACCAGGAUUAUGUGAUGUCACUGGACACUCCGCCUGAUGCGCUUGCAGCCGAGUUUCAGCCUGAUUUUUCCAAAGAAAGUCAGGCAGGGCUUGAGGGUCAGAAACCCUUGCAGCAAAAGGAGCUUGAAUCUUCAGAUGAGAAGGAGAAUGCCCUGCUAGCUCCUGUUGAUGCAGCUAUUGCUUCCCGCAAUCUUCUUGGACGAGCUGAGGAGAAGGCUGUGGAGGAUGGCGCUCAAGAAGCUCAGGAGAGUGCUGCUUGUGAGGCUGAGCCAAAGAAGGCUCUGAAGGAGAGCGAAACGGAUGCUCUUCGUGAUCUUGAGGAAAGGGCCCUUAGCGCGACUGAUGAGAAUGAACGGAUGCAUCUUGAACUUGAAUGGGGAAAGGCUCUUCUUGCUAAGAAAGAAAAAACCAUGCGUGAGACUGAGCAGGCUGUGGAGGUGAAGACACUUCUCCUUGAGGCCAGCCAGAAAGCGCUUCAUGAUUGUCAUCUGCAAGCUGAACAGGAGAAGGCGGCUCUUCGCAAUGCUUUGGAGAUUUCUGAGAAGGAGAAGGCUCUGGCACGUGAUGCUCUGAAGAACUCUGAGAAAGAGAAGGCUCUGGCUCGUGAUGCUUUGGAGAACUCUGAGAAGGAGAAGGCUUUGGUGCGUGAUGCUUUGGAGAACUCUGAGAAGCAGAAGGCUCUGGUGCGUGAUGCUCUAGAGAACUCUGAGAAAGAGAAGGCUCUGGCUCGUGAUGCUUUGGAGAACUCUGAGAAGGAGAAGGCUCUGGUGCAUGAUGCUUUGGAGAAAUCUGAGAAGGAGAAGGCUCUGGCUCGUGAUGCUUUGGAGAAGGCUCUUGAAACGGGCAAAGUGCAAGGUCCUUCUCUUCCGGCGGCUUGUGGUGGUGAUGCAGCAGCUUUGGAGGAAGCAGCUCGAUUGGCAGAAUUGAAGGUUGCUGCUGAUCUCGCUUUGACUGCUGCGACCCAACAUGGACACAAUCCUCUUGCAGCUAUAGCGGGUCUGCUGGACCAGGAGCCAGAGCAACAGGUGCACUUCACAAAGCUGGUGCAUGAGGUUGCAGAGGUCAUGCAAAAACAUGUCACGGAGCAGAACAUGAGUGCGGAAGAGGCAGUGGCUUCCCUGAGGCGCAAACUCUUGGCACAGGAGAAGGUGCCUGUCCCCAGACGUCUGGACCAGUUUGCAGCUAGACCGCCAAGGAAAAACCGUGGUCGUGGCCGUGGUCGUGGAAAGCAGGCGACUGGAGACGAGGUGAUUGAUCUUGAAGAUCAAGAAGAGGUUGCUGAAGAGGCUCCUGAAGGUGAGCCGUCAGAGCUUUGGUGGACUGAGUGCGUGAAGAAGUUCAACUCGGAGUGCCCUGAUGAUGACUCUGCAUACAAGGGCCUAGCAGAAUCCUGUGUUUCAGACUUCAUUGACACUGUAAAGAAGUCUGAGGUGAAGUCAUGUAUGGCCUUCGUAGAGGUCAAAUUGGCCUGGCGAAGCUGGGGCUGGGGGCAAGCCCUGCUGAUCUCCCAGGUUUCAGAAGACCGCACUGUAUUAGAGCUCUUCCAGCAGGCGUCCUAUGUGGACUUAUGGGACGAUUGCUGCGACUUGAAUGAUGUGAUCAUUUACGCUAGGGGAAGCAAACGCCUUCGUAUCCCUUCUUCAUCCUGGAAGGAUGCCUUACCAACUCACCUUCCACUGGGGUAA
Durusdinium trenchii is the source of this 1746-nucleotide messenger RNA. The record is from the annotation of a GenBank genome assembly. Lineage: Eukaryota; Dinophyceae; Suessiales; Symbiodiniaceae.